UCAGAGUUUUCGGCACAGAAUAAAAACUGACAGCAAUCCUAAAAUUCUGCUAUCAUGUCUUCAAACAAAAAGUGCUUUCAUUUAUCAGAUAAGGACUCUGUCGCCCGUAAAAGAGAAGUCAGAUCUGUUAAAUGGAUUAAAGUUCUUCUGAUAGUUGUUGGUGUUUCUCUUGUUUUUGCUCUGGGUGUCAUCUGUGCUCUCAGUUUACUCUAUGCGGGUAAAUUCGGACUGUCUGACAAAGUUAAAGACUGUCUGUACUCUUGUACUGAGUUCAGUGGUUCAUCUUGUAAGCUUUGUGAAGAGGGCUGGACACCACAUGGUGGAAAGUGUUAUUUCUUCUCUUCUGUAAAUAAGACUUGGUUUGAGGCUCGUGAUUUAUGUGCUGGAUUAAAAGCUCAUCUGGUCACCAUCAACAGCAAAGCUGUACAUGGUUUCCUGGUGUCUAAAAUUAAAGAGACUCACUGGAUCGGUCUUAAUGAUCAGAAGACUGAAGGUCGAUGGGUUUGGUUGAAUGAUCAAACUCUUGAAGAGACCGGAGUAAAACGCUGGAAAGGCAGCUUACGGAUCAACAGCUCAGUAGACUUCUGGUAGCGGCGGAUUUUUCUCAGCGCUACGGUACCGGGCCUGUAACGAUGAGGCUUCUUCACACCGCCGGUGGCUGGGGCGUUCUUACGGGCAGCUUUAGUAGCGAGCUGCUUCCUGGGCGCUUUGCCUCCGGUGGAUUUACGAGCGGUCUGCUUUAUUCUUGCCAUGAUCACAAAGAAAACUUUGCCUUUCGACGCAAAAAUGCAUCUCUGCAGGCUGUUUUUAAAGACAAGUCUGCUAUGAGCUCAGAGGGUGGCGACAGUGUACUGGCAUGUGAUUGGCUAAUAGGUGACGUCAAAGUAUACAGCUGGCCAAUGACUGUGCGUAUCCAGGAAUGUAUCCAUAUUGUACGGAAAUAGAAACAGUGAAGCUGGUACUUCUGAUAUGAAGGCAGUACUCUGAAAAGAGAGAAAAUUUGAAGAAUGUAGCAAAGAACUCUGUAACUUUGAGCAACCUGUUGAGUUUAUCUGGAACACAGUCUAUAAGCAAAGCAGUGCUAGAGUAUCUAAAAGAAACACAACUAGCAAAAGACUUUAGCCCAAUUUAAUUAUUUAUUUAUGUUACUUUUAUACAAAUUUAUUUUUGA
Paramisgurnus dabryanus is the source of this 1171-nucleotide messenger RNA. Lineage: Eukaryota; Metazoa; Chordata; Actinopteri; Cypriniformes; Cobitidae. The record is from RefSeq and is a predicted model, not a curated record.